AUAUAAAUCUGAAAUUCUCACUCCAUCAAAAAGAUUUCCUCUUUAUAUGGCUAUAAUGGAUUUUGGAACUUCUAUAGUAACUUUACCAAAUUUAUUCUUUCCAAUGCAAAAAGAUUCUUUAAUGAUUGGAAAUUGGUGUACUUCAUUGGGUUUUAUUACUUCAUUAUUUAUUGUAAUGAAUAUGAUGUUGAUGGCUUCAUUGGCUUUAAUAACUUAUUUAAGAAUUUGUAAACGUUACGUUAUGAAUCUUGGAAAGAAGGAUUGGAUUUUAUUUUCGUUGAUUCUUUUUCCAACUUUAACGAUUUCUUUCGUAACUUGGUAUUUGAACGGAUUCGGUCCUGACACUUUUUGGUGUUUUAUUAAUCAAGAAGAAACUGGUAGUCGAGUGAAUUUGAUCGCUCUCAUAGUAUUUUCGUAUGUUGUAACAAUAAUGACAUCAUUUUGUUACAUGAGUGUAAUAAAACGAAUUCAUAAUGCUGAAACCAUGUUUGCUGACUCAUACACCAAGAAUGAAAGAUAUAAAUCGAAAUUUUAUUCAUUCAAGACUCAAUUACUUUCACCAACAUCGGACCAUUUUUCUACUACUAUAAUAGAUGGUCUGGAAAUAAGACCACCAAGUUUCUUUUAUGGUCCUAUAACUGCCCCUACUGCAGCACAGGAACGUACAUUAAAAAAUAUAACAAAAGCCACUCGAAAGAUGUCAAGUUAUAUUUUUUUACAAAUGUUACAAUAUACACCUAUAAUUAUUUAUUCAUUAUGUAUUUUGAUGAAUCAAAUGCAAACUUGGGUUUAUGUAUUGACCGUUGUAAUGCUUAAUUUAGGUGGUGUUGCUAAAUCAUUUGUAUUUAUGAAAAGUAAUAAUACAAUUGGAGAAGAAAGAAAGAAAGAAGGAAAUUUAUGCAAAUAUAAAACAUCUUCAAAUGAAAUUUGUUUUUGUGAUGUUGAUAAACAAAAAGAUGUUCCUAUUAUUACUGUGGUUGUAAAUCAAAAAGAUUUAUUGUGAAUUGUCAAUAUACUUUGAAUGUUACUACUGCUGGAAUGUUACUACUGCUGGACAGAUUUUAGUAACUAUUAAUAUAAAUUAAUUACGAACAAGAAUGAAAAUAUUAAAUGUACAAUAUUUAUAAUUAUAAUAAUAUAAUUUUUAAUGAAACCUUGUUAAAAUAUCUUAGUCCUUCUUUUUUCAAAUCGUAAAUCGUAAAAAA
Messenger RNA from Rhizophagus irregularis DAOM 181602=DAOM 197198, 1205 nucleotides. RefSeq lists its product as uncharacterized. The record is from RefSeq and is a predicted model, not a curated record. Gene Ontology annotation, molecular function: G protein-coupled receptor activity. Gene Ontology annotation, biological process: adenylate cyclase-activating G protein-coupled receptor signaling pathway. Lineage: Eukaryota; Fungi; Glomeromycota; Glomeromycetes; Glomerales; Glomeraceae. Gene Ontology annotation, cellular component: plasma membrane.